Molecule: messenger RNA, 589 nt
Organism: Cyprinodon variegatus (sheepshead minnow)
Lineage: Eukaryota; Metazoa; Chordata; Actinopteri; Cyprinodontiformes; Cyprinodontidae
Gene: mlphb
Product: melanophilin-like
Exons: 4
Coding region: 62-589 (175 amino acids)
Biological process (GO): intracellular protein transport
Cellular component (GO): cortical actin cytoskeleton
Molecular function (GO): myosin binding; actin binding; small GTPase binding
Source: RefSeq, a predicted model, not a curated record
UCUCUCUAAAUGCUCCUGAUUGACGCUCAUUUCGCGUCUCAUUUCCAGGUGACCAGCCAUCAUGCUCGCCGCCGCAGCGGGGGGGAAGCUGGACCUGUCCCAGCUCACAGACCAGGAGGCCAGGCAUGUGUGGGAGGUGGUCCAGAGAGACUUUGACCUGCGGAGGAAGGAGGAGGACCGCCUCGGUGAACUAAAGAGUAAGAUAGAGAGAGAAGACACGAAGCGAGAGCUGCUGGGGACUCGGAGCAGCCUGACCGAGUCUUACUGCAUUCGAUGUCUGGAGCCCUUCAAGUUCCUGGUCAGCAUCAAACGCCAGUGUUUGGACUGCCGCCUGCACGUCUGCAAGUCCUGCAGCCGCCUCAGUAAGAGGGAGCAAGGCUGGGUGUGCGAGCCCUGCCACAUGGCCAGGGUGCUUAGAAUCGGUACCCUGGAAUGGUACCAUGAGAACGUCCGUGCUCGCUUCAAGCGCUUUGGCAGCGCUAAGGUGAUGCGAUCACUCUUUAAGAGAUUCAGCAAGGAGCACAGCUGCUCUCAGAGCGACCCUGGAGAGUUUGACACUCAGAGCCUGCCUGAAGUCCACAGUAAGUAG